Oncorhynchus nerka (sockeye salmon) is the source of this 5283-nucleotide messenger RNA. RefSeq names its product A disintegrin and metalloproteinase with thrombospondin motifs 8-like. The record is from RefSeq and is a predicted model, not a curated record. Gene Ontology annotation, molecular function: metalloendopeptidase activity; zinc ion binding. NCBI's taxonomy places the organism in Eukaryota, Metazoa, Chordata, Actinopteri, Salmoniformes, Salmonidae. Gene Ontology annotation, biological process: proteolysis; extracellular matrix organization.
UAUAAAUACCGCUGCUACUCCUAGUAUUCAGUGGUGCUGCCGAGUGGUAGAACAGUAUUUUAGCUCCGCUAUAAUAGCAAUGAAGAUCACACAAUUAAACUAAAAAUAACAGACAUUCUCGACACAGACUGACUAUACAACAUUGGAUUUUUGUUACAUUAUAUUGAUGAAAAAAUAUUUUAGUGAAGAGGUCGCCAAGACUAAAAAUAGCAGUGACUAAAGAUUUUCUACCGACUACAGACACUAUCAAUUGACGAGUCCAGCUGCGUAUGGGCUUGGUCCGGAAUUUCGGUUGAAAGCUUGUCUUUGUUUUAAUAGCUUUUUGAGUGCAAUUUACGUUGCAGAAGAUGUGUUCAAAACGGUGUUUCGUUUUACUAGUUCUGUGCGUAAUAGACAAAUCACUUUCGAAAUUGUUUGAAUCCGAGGAAAUUGUACCUGUCCGGAUAAAUGGAAGAAGCAGCGGUCGUUUUUGGAAACGAAGUGAAGAACAGCCGAGGUUCAGACUCAGUGCCUUUGGCCGCGAUUUCACUUUGAAUUUAAGCCCGGAUAACAGUUUCUUAUCUCCUACACUGACAAUUCAACGCAUCAAAGCUAAAGAUAUCCACGCUUUACGCAGCGCCUCAGGUGCCCAGGGGAGACACUCUGAAACGGAAACUGACUUUCACAACUUGAUAAACAAGACUGAGCAGAUAGAAAGAGAUUUGAGAAGCUGUUUUUACUCGGGGACUGUGGACUCCAACCAAGAUUCUGUUGUUGCGGUCAGUAUCUGUUAUGGCAUCCUUGGAUCGUUUGUUACAGACGGGGAUGAGUAUUUAAUUGAGCCCAAAGUGCGGCUCAGGGAAAAGGAGAGGUCCACUGAACAGUUACAUUUUAUCAAAAGAAGGACGCCCACAGAAGCACCAAAUCACACUAAAACUGUCUUUGAUCAACUGAGGGAGGGGAGUAAUGUGAAAGCAGACAACGAACGUUUUCUGCAUGAGAAAAAAGAUCCUGAGAGACAAUUACGAGGGAAACGCUUUGUAUCAACACCACGAUUUAUUGAGACGCUGGUGGUUGCAGACACGUCGAUGACACAUUUCUAUGGAGAUGAGAUAAAGCACUAUAUCCUGACCUUGGUCUCUGUGGCAGCCCAGCUUUACAAACAUCCCAGUAUCAAGAACCCUGUCCACAUGGUGGUGGUGAAAAUGGUGGUGGUGGAAGACGAGGAGGUUGGACCGUCACUUUCCAAUAACGGGGGAGUCGCUCUGCGUAAUUUCUGUGCCUGGCAACAACAGUUCAACCCGGCCAGCCAGAGGCAUCCUGAGCACUACGACACUGCUCUGCUUUUUACCCGAGAGGAUAUUUGUGGACAUCAGAGUUGUGACACCCUAGGAGUUGCUGAUGUGGGAACCAUGUGCGAUCCAAAAAGGAGUUGCUCUGUCAUUGAGGACAAUGGACUUCAAGCAGCCUUCACUGCUGCCCAUGAACUUGGCCAUGUGCUGAGUAUGCCUCACGACGACUCCAAAAAUUGCGAGAGGAUGUUUGGGAAUCUAGGCGGCCAUCACAUGAUGGCCCCUCUGUUCGUUCACCUCAACAAGACUUUCCCCUGGUCCCCUUGCAGCGCUCUCUACGUCACGGAGUUCUUUGACAACGGACACGGCGACUGCCUCUUGGAUCCACCGGAGAGCAUCUUACCGUUACCCAGUGUACUUCCAGGCACCACAUACGGCCUCGACCGCCAGUGCCAGCAGAUGUUUGGGGAGGAGUUUGUGCACUGCCCCAACACCUCUGACAGUGACGUCUGCAGCCAGCUGUGGUGCCGGGAGGAGGGCAAGCCCCACUGCACCACCAGAAACGGCAGCCUCCACUGGGCGGAUGGCACCACGUGCGCCACCAACAAGAGCUGUCUGCACGGUGCAUGCAUGGCAGCCCACGAGGUCACACAGCCAAAGGUGGCUGUGGAUGGUGGCUGGGGCGCUUGGGGGCCAUGGCAACAUUGCUCCAGGACAUGUGGGGGGGGUGUGGAGUUCUCCUACAGGGAGUGCACAGAUCCCAUGCCCCAGAAUGGCGGAAAAUACUGCGAGGGCCAGAGAGUUCAGUACCAGUCUUGCAACACCCAGGCGUGUGAGGAUAAUGAUGCAAAGAGUUUUAGAGAGGAGCAGUGUGAGAAGUACAACACCUUCAACUAUCUGGACAUUCUGGGGAACAUGAAGCAAUGGAUUCCAAAGUACGCUGGUGUGUCGCCCCGGGACAGGUGUAAACUCUUCUGCCGGGCCAAAGGCAGCAGUGAAUUCAAAGUCUUUGAAGCCAAGGUUGUCGACGGCACCACAUGUGGUCCCGACACUACGUCUGUCUGUGUACAAGGCCAAUGUGUCAAGGCGGGCUGUGACAAAGAGAUCGGCUCCAACAAGAGGCUUGACAAGUGUGGCUUGUGUGGUGGGGAUGGCCUCAGUUGCAGGAAGAUCACUGGCUCAUACAACAAAGCCACUUAUGGAUACAGCGACAUUGUGACCAUUCCUGUCGGGGCUACCAAUAUUGACAUCAAACAGCGUAGCCAUAGAAACAUCAAACACGAUGGAAACUACCUGGCGGUCAAGCGAGAGAGCGGUGGCUACAUACUGAAUGGUAACUUCUCUGUGUCCACGGUGGAGCAGGAUAUCCCUGUUCUCGGGGCUGUGCUGAAGUACAGUGGCUCGUCCACCACCUUAGAGAGAAUCCAGAGCUUCAGACAACUGAGGGAGGCCAUCACCAUCCAGUUGCUGGCCACUGCUGGGGAGGCAUCUCCACCCAAGGUCAAAUACACAUUCUUUAUCCCCAAAGAUGUGUCUUUCACUAAAUCCAAAGAGAGAAAGGCUUCGCUGCAUAUGAUCCAGGCUUUCGGUGUGCCCCAGUGGCGUUUGGGCGAAUGGUCAGAGUGCUCCAAGAGUUGCGGCUCUGGGUGGUCCCGAAGGAACGUUGAAUGCAGAGACAACGCUGGUUUCCAUUCCAACACCUGCGAUAAGGACCUGAAACCCACAGAUAUCAGACCCUGUGCUGAUCUGCCAUGCCCCAUCUGGCAAAUGGGGCCUUGGUCGUCCUGUUCACAAACUUGUGGCCAGGGGGAACGCCGACGCAGUGUUGUCUGUAUAGACUACACCGGCAAGACUGUCGAGUCGGAGAAGUGCGACACCAAUAAGCAACCCGCGCCAGUGUCGGGAGAGUGUGUUUACCAAAUGUGCUAGCGAGGAGCCAUGGAGAUAGAGAACUUUGGUAGGGGUAGUGUAGUGGACCCUUAACCACUCCGACCCGACCGUGCUUUAGAGAAAAGCAGGGAAACCCUAGUUAGGAAAUUAAGAGUGCACUAACUAACCCGGACAGGUUCAGGGCACUGGCCUGUGACUUUGUUUUACAACCACUAGAGAUGUUUCAACCAAUAGAGAUCUACCUCAGGAUGUACAUGUUUUGAUAAAAUAGACUAAGGUACUGUGUGCAACUUAUUAUUCUCUCCGAAAAGCUAUUACUUUGCAGAAAACCUACUGACAAACACCAUUGCGGUUAAAUAUACCUCAAUUUUCCAGCAUAUAACCCAGAACUAUACAGUCAGAGACUCCGAGCCAAUAAAUGACCUGGGCAAAUAAAGUUAGUCUAAAGGCAUACUAUUUGUACCAUAACAUGUGACAUUAUCAUUGCAAGACAACUACUCAGUGCUUAUUAUUUAGAGUAAAAGGGGUUUGUGUACGCAUUUGUUUAGGUACACAAUAUGGAAAACUUUGUAAAAUACCUACUUUAUUUGUGGUUUGCUCUUUUGUUUCAUUUCCUUUGAAAAAAAUAAUAUUUUCUAAAUGUGAGAUUGUGUUAGUGCCUGUAAAAAAAAAAGAAAAAAAGCUCAUCUGCUAUCUUAUUGAUUAAUGAUAUGCGGUACUGAUAUGCUUACAGAUAAAUGAUAAUUCUCCCAUUAUCAUUCAAAUCAUACAGGUGAUUAGGUCUUCUAUUAACUAAUCUCUCAUGGACAGACUACGUAACAUAAUCUGACGCAAUUACGAUUUUAGUUCUGGGCUUCCGAGAUUAGACGUUGACAGACACUAAAUAGAAGAAUGUACUUUGUAACAAAAAAGCAACCAGCAUAGUUAGUAGUAAGAAUGAACCAGACAUUUUAGUGUUCAUUAAAAAAAUACUUUAGUUUGAGUUUACACUUUCUUUGUGUAAAAUGUUGUUUAGCAUAGACAAUGGUCAAGAAUCUGAUCUGAGGCAAAAGUGUAACAGGGGACUUUUCCUCUGUUCUGCACCUUUUUUUAUGUAGUGUUUUAAAGAAAUUCUAUGGCUACAGAGAAUUGGAAGUACACCCAAAUUCAUUAUAAACAUGUGUAAAAUAUGAUCUAUUUGCAUAAAGAACAACUCCUUUGUAAUAAUUUCAUAGUUGUGUUUUAAAAUGUUAUUAUUCAUAAUACGAAGAAUGCUCUAUUGUUUGUCAGAUGUCUAUGUAUAUGUUUGAUUUCUCAUUCCAGUUUUGUAUGUCAUAAAACAAAAAAGGCAAUAUGAUAUACCUUCAGUGAAGGACCAUACUAUAUUAUUAUUAUUAUUAUUUUAGCUAUCUUUUUUAAAGCUAUUUAUUUUUGUAAAGUUUUUACCUUGGACAUGAAAUUAUAACAUUUUCAGAUGCUGCUGUCUUUGAGAUUUAUGUCUACAAUAAAAUGGUAAAAUACAUCACAUUUUACUAUAUGCUGUAAGCAUUGAGUGUCUUGUUUUUACCCGUUUGGAAAGUUAAUGACCGACUUUAGCUAUGUUUGGCCUACAUCAGGCCCGCUUCUCCUUCCACUGCAGUCUGCUGGUUAAACACAGAGAAUAAAAACAUGUGCAAACUACACACAUUGUUCAAUCUUCUCAUUAGAUGGGCAUUGUCACGGAUUACCCCGGUACUGCUGCUCUUUCUGUGCACCAGUUCCGGAGAUCUACGCCACCGGCCUCUAGGCGUCACUGAACUGUCUCAUUACGCACACCUGGUUCCAUUUUCCCCGAUUAGUAAUUCUAUAUAUGUGCCCUCUUUACCGUUGUCUUGUCAGUUAUUGUUCCCAUGUCCGUUGGUCUGUGAGUACCUGUGCUUUAUUUCGUCUUUCGUGCUGCGUGUAUUGUGCACUUGUUAUUACGGGUCUUGUCCUGUGUAGUGUGUUACGGGUCUCGUCCCGUGUAUUUAUUAGAGGUUUUACCUUGCUCUUGUUUGGGUUACAUCCCUGUGUUUUUGUAUACAUGUUUGUUUUGGGCUUCGUCCCUGUGCCUUUCAUGGCAUGUUGUAUUUUUGGGUGGAGUAUUAAAACACCCUAUUACGUA